UCCAACAUAAAUAACCAAAUUAAUGCAAAGAAGACGAGACAUUUAGAAUGCGAAAAACAAGCUUAAUUUGUAUUUUUGUCAGUCAGCUUCAAUUCAUAAAAGAGCUGGUUAAAAUUCUCUCCAAAAAUCUAGAAAGCUAUGAAACAACUAAAUUCAAAUAUGAAAAGAAUUAAUCCAAGCAGACACCAAUUGAUUAACUAGUGAAAAAAUACGCGCCCCCUCGACAGCGGAUGUUUAUGAAACUGCCCGCCUCGUCAGUCGUCAAAUAAUCCAGCGCCCGGCAUUCAUUGGGAUAGUUACCUCCUAGAUAGAGUGCCAACUGUUAAACAUGAAAAGCAGUCUGAAGUUUCGACACACUUGCAAAUCGUUCAAACUGUUUAAACCAGCGGCUGAAUUGAUCAAUUCUAUGAAGAGCGUUGACUGGACUAAGCCAUCUGCCGAGAACCUGGAUCAGAUACGAGAACUUGGUAACAAAUUAUGCAACGAGCUCAACGAAGAGAGUUUCAUGCACUCUACUGAGUUCCACCUGAUGACGAUGGGGGAGGUGAAGGCCACAUUGUUUGAGUCUGGGCUGUUCGACCUCCUCCUCAGCAUCUGCGACGCCAACAAACACAACGUGUUCAUGAAGCAUUCGCCUACUCCCGAAGAAAACAGUUGUAGUGGUGAUUCCAAACAUGAGACAGAAUCAUCAUCCACAUGCUUGAGUGCUCAGUGUCUGAUCUCAGUGACUCACCUGUUGCUGCAACUCCUCAAGAGUCCCCUCAGAAGAGAAGACAGACAUUUGCACACUGCUAAAACGAGCCUGCUGCAAACUAUCUUUGACCAGUACGAGGAACUGUUCACUACCUGUCUGUCCAUUCUGUCCCAUCACCUAGAUCCAAAAUUGGAGGCCCAUUUGGGAGGCGAUGAAAUAGAAAACUUAGCCCAGCAUGCAGCAAUGAUCUUACAGAUCAGUGCGAGUAAUGAGAAGUUGCUGAUCACUGGCUUCUUGGGCGGGAAAGGUCUGAGGGUGUUAGUGGAGACAGUGGCCAUGUCCAAGUGGAAGCCAGUCAGGGACACCACUCUCUUACUCCUCAAGUGCUUCGACCGAGAGAUACUCUCCGCUAACUUCUUUCUAUUUCAGGCAACCACAUAUCUUCCCCAUUAUCAUUAUCAUCGUCAUAUUAAGUUUCCAGUAGUUUAA
Symsagittifera roscoffensis is the source of this 1183-nucleotide messenger RNA. RefSeq lists its product as uncharacterized. NCBI's taxonomy places the organism in Eukaryota, Metazoa, Xenacoelomorpha, Acoela, Convolutidae. Bases 329 to 1183 code for a protein of 284 amino acids. The record is from RefSeq and is a predicted model, not a curated record. The transcript is spliced from 5 exons.